Thrips palmi is the source of this 887-nucleotide messenger RNA. RefSeq lists its product as uncharacterized. The coding region runs from base 69 to 761 and encodes 230 amino acids. Lineage: Eukaryota; Metazoa; Arthropoda; Insecta; Thysanoptera; Thripidae. The record is from RefSeq and is a predicted model, not a curated record. The transcript is spliced from 6 exons.
GCGAUAACGCGCGAGAUAGCCUCGCAGCGCCCCGGCAGAGCGGUGCGGCGGCACUCAGUCCUACCGCGAUGGUGACGACGACGGGGACCCACGCCGCCACGGCGGUGCUGCUCCUCAUCGCAGCUGUUGCUGCCGACUGGAUCACAGAGCCGCGAUGUCUUCGAGUGGGUGGGACCAUAAAGAUCGACAGUGAAGUCGUUCCAGAUGUUGCGCAAAUCUGUAGUUGGUGCGAUCAGUCCUCUUCACAUCCCGUUAUCUUGCAUUGGGAUAAGAAAUAUUUGAUCAUCUACGUAGACAGUUACAGCUCGUCGAAGACCUUCAAUGUCAGAGAAAUUCAAUACUAUGAAGGGACAUGGUCUUGGUACAGUGAAUUAACCGGAGUCAGGGGUAACAUCAAUGGAGCAGUAACAUGUAGCCAUCCUAUAGCUUCAGAUAUGCUAUGUAUGGGGACGAAUAAUCCUCCCGACGACCACUCAUGUCCCGCAACGGCCAGCAAAGUGAUGGCCAAAGCACACAAAGCAAGUGCCCCAGUCCGAGCCGAAGAGUGCAACCCGUCCAAACGAGCCAUCAACUUGACAGACUUUUACGUUCAGUACUCCACUGCCAACGAUACGUCAAUAGUGCCGGAGAUUACGAGCGGGUGCUUUGCCACAGAGGCCUCGGACUUGCCGCUCAUCCUGGGCGUUUCCGGCGGCGUCACUGCAUGCGUCCUUCUGGCUGCGGCCUUCGCGGCGGCACCGCGUCUCUUGUGUUCCACGUGACGUCGUGUGCAUCAAAACAUACUCAAAAGAAAGUUGCUACCCAAUUUUACCUGCGAUUUCAUUGACAAAUAGACACUAGAAUGUGAUAAUCUUUAAUAAACUACAACCAUAAGAAUUCCUUUAUCA